Populus nigra (black poplar) is the source of this 3597-nucleotide messenger RNA. RefSeq names its product kinesin-like protein KIN-7G. The transcript has 13 exons. Gene Ontology annotation, biological process: microtubule-based movement. The record is from RefSeq and is a predicted model, not a curated record. NCBI's taxonomy places the organism in Eukaryota, Viridiplantae, Streptophyta, Magnoliopsida, Malpighiales, Salicaceae. Gene Ontology annotation, molecular function: microtubule motor activity; microtubule binding; ATP binding. The coding region runs from base 375 to 3377 and encodes 1000 amino acids.
CGUAUUUGACCAUGCUUUCUUUGUUAAAUGAGAAACAUAGGAGAUUAAAGAAAUGGGAUUUCUUUGCUUCAGACAAGGAACUGACCCGAAAUGUCGGUGAUUUUAGCGAUGACCCAUGAUUAGUUUGUCAGAUUUAAGAUGAUUGUGGCUGUUGAGUUUUGAUGGUGGCCCUUAUGUUAUCUGGGAGCCAUACAAAAUUGUGUUAUCAAGCAAAUUCAAAGCAUAUGUCAUUAACCGAACAAGAAAGGGAAUGGUUGUGCGAGAGCUGGAGAGAAGAGAGACAGAAUGAUUAUUUGUGGUCUAUAUGAAUAUGACAAUUGGUGAUAGAUUGACUUCUUUACAUAUGAUAUGAUUUUCAGUUUUGUUUAGAGAGAAUGGGAGAGAUUGGGGUGGCUGACGCGGAUGGGCCAAUGCAGGGGCUGGGUGGUGGUGGUGGUGGUGGUGAGGAGAAAAUUUUGGUUUCAGUUCGGCUGCGGCCUUUGAAUGAGAAGGAAAUCGCAAAGAAUGACGUGUCAGAUUGGGAAUGCAUCAAUGAUGACACUGUCAUAUACAGGAAUAGCCUUUCAGUGUCGGAGCGGUCCAUGUACCCAACAGCUUACAAAUUUGAUAGAGUAUUUGGGCCUGGUUGCUCGACAAGGCAAGUCUAUGGAGAAGGAGCCAAGGAAGUCGCUCUUUCGGUUGUCAGUGGCAUAAACUCAAGUGUAUUUGCAUAUGGACAAACAAGUAGUGGAAAAACCUACACUAUGAGUGGAAUUACUGAGUACACUGUAGCAGAUAUAUAUGACUACGUAGAUAAGCAUAAGGAAAGAGAGUUUACUUUGAAGUUCUCUGCCAUGGAGAUUUACAACGAAUCCGUCAGAGACCUCCUAAGUACAGAUACAACUCCUCUCCGACUUCUAGAUGAUCCAGAGAGAGGCACUGUUGUGGAGAGGCUCACGGAGGAAACUAUAAGGGACUGGAAUCAUUUUAAAGAACUUCUAUCUGUCUGUGAAGCUCAGAGACAAAUAGGGGAGACCUCCCUUAAUGAAGCAAGCUCUAGAUCUCAUCAGAUUCUGAGGCUGACAAUUGAAAGUUCCGCACGUGAGUUUGUAGGCCAUUACAAGUCCAGCACUCUUGCUUCCACUGUGAACUUCGUUGAUCUAGCAGGAAGUGAGCGUGCUUCUCAGUCAUUAUCAGCUGGCAUGAGGUUGAAAGAAGGUUGCCACAUAAACCGUAGUCUACUGACAUUGGGAACUGUUAUCCGUAAGCUAAGCAAAGGAAGAAAUGGGCAUAUUCCUUUUAGAGAUUCAAAGCUGACGCGAAUAUUGCAGUCCUCUUUAGGAGGAAAUGCUAGGACUGCCAUCAUCUGUACCAUGAGCCCUGCUCGAAUCCAUGUUGAACAAUCUAGAAACACACUUCUUUUUGCAAGUUGUGCUAAAGAAGUGACAACCAAUGCACAGGUCAAUGUAGUUGUCUCUGAUAAAACACUGGUAAAGCAACUGCAAAGAGAAUUGGCUAGAUUGGAGAGCGAGUUAAAAAAUACUCGACCAGAUUCUGUAGCACCAGAUUCCACGGCAGUACUGAGAGAAAAAGACCUUCAGAUUGAAAAGCUAAUGAAAGAGGUCGCAGAGCUGACUCGGCAACUUGAUCUUGCUCAGUCUCAGGUCGAGAAUCUACUGCAAUCGUCUGAAGGUGACAGAGCUUCAACGCCAGAUCAAGAUCAUCACUACCCUAAAUUGCGAGUGCGGAAUUCAUUCAGAUCUGACAAUUCAGUAUCAUAUUCACUCAUUUCGGAAGAUCCUCCCUCCCUAGACCUUGCUGCCAGAUCUUUUGAUGCAUCUCAAUGUUCGGAUGAGCGAAGUAGCAGAAGUUCUGAAGCAACCUUCAUCCAAUUCCCAGAGUUUGAAGAGAAUUUUCUUCCAGAAAGUUUAUCCCCGGAGGACUCAGAUACAACCACUGACUUUGUAGGAAACGGUCUACAUGAGAAAAAGGAUGCCGAAGAACGAACUAGUCAAAACUUUGAUGGUCAUUGGAAGGAAGUUCAAUGCGUUGAAGUGGAAGAGCCAAGCAUAAACCAAUAUUCAAAUUCGAAGAUGUCUGAGUCUAGGCCAUACAGAUUUGAAGAAUCUAAUGGGCCUUCUCCAGAUAUAAAAACCGAUACCUUAGGUUUAACAAAGAUCGGCAAUGAAGAAAGAGCAAAUCAAGAAUUAAAGUCUCCCCCAUUGAAGGAACAGAAAGAGUUGAAUGGUUUGCAUGCCACUUUUAUUAUACCAUCUCCUGAAAAGCCCUCUCCAUGGCUGCUGAAAGAAAGCCUGUCUGAAUCAAGGAGAUUUUUUAUCAGGAGUAGAAGCUGUAGAGCAAGGCUUAUGAAUAACUCACCGAGUUCCCAUUUCGAGAAGGUAGAAGAUAAUGAGAGCACACCAUCAAAUGGGUUUGAGAAAGAUUUCCCUGGGAGACCUGAGGGUUUUCAAAAGAAACUUCUUGCUUUGAAGUAUGAUCUUGACAUCAAUAGGUUAUCAAGAAAUGUCUCAGAGAAUUCUAUGAGCAGUUUUGCUGUUAAUGAGCUCAAAGAGGGAAGUGUUGGAACUUCACCUGAUUGGAGGACUGCCAGUGUUGGUAACUCAGAUGCGGGAUUGAUGUACAUGGCUGAUGAUUUGGCACAAGAAACAACAGCAGAGACCAUGGAGGAUGUGGAAGAUGACGAUUUGGAUGCAAUGCGAGAUAAUGUGUCUGCAAAGAAGGUGAGAGAUGUUGGCUUGGAUCCAAUUCAAUAUGACGUGUCAGAAAAGAAAGUAAAAGAUGUUGCCCUGGAUCCUAUUCAAGAGGAUGCAGAAAGUGCUUCUAAAUGGCCAUUAGAAUUUAAAAGGAAGCAAAGCAAGAUCAUCGAACUUUGGCAUGCCUGCGAUGUCUCACUAGUUCACAGGACCUACUUCUUCCUGCUCUUUAAAGGUGAUCCUGCAGAUUCUUUUUACAUGGAAGUAGAGAUCAGACGGAUUUCCCUUCUAAAGGACACGUUAUCCAGGGGCAGCGGUACUAUUGUUCAAGGACAAGUUCUAACAUCCACCUCAAGCAAGAAGGCUUUGAUUCAAGAGAGGCAGAUGCUGGCAAGGCAAAUGCAGAAGAGGCUCACUAGAGAAGAAAGAGAGAAUCUUUUCCUAAAGUGGGGUAUUCGAUUGAAUGGAACCAAUAGAAGGUUGCAGCUGGUCCAUCGCUUAUGGACCAAGCCUACAGAUAUGGACCACAUCACAGAAAGUGCCACUCUUGUUGCAAAGCUAGUUGGCUUUGACGAGCAAGAGCAGGCUUUGAAGGAGAUGUUUGGGCUGCUCAAUUUCACACCAACACAUCCAAGCAGGAGGAAACCUUCUAUUUGGAAGCGCAGUGGAUUAUCUUUCUUGUAAGCUUUGCUAUAGUGCACCUUGACGUAAAAUUUUGUGGCUAAUUGAUGAUCUCCACGAUUCUAUCACACAUAUAUAGCUUUCUGAGUGUAAGUUUCAGCUCUCUGUAUUCUCUAAUCCUAGCUGCAUUGAUUGUGACUUGUGAGAAAGCUUGUAAAUCUGAUGUAAAAUUGUAAUGCUGAUGCUUCCCUUUUAUCUAUCUUCUCAUCUUCUUGGGCGUAAA